Messenger RNA from Passer montanus (Eurasian tree sparrow), 579 nucleotides. RefSeq names its product cytochrome c oxidase subunit 6B1-like. The annotation marks the transcript as partial. The transcript has 2 exons. The record is from RefSeq and is a predicted model, not a curated record. Gene Ontology annotation, cellular component: mitochondrion; respiratory chain complex IV. Lineage: Eukaryota; Metazoa; Chordata; Aves; Passeriformes; Passeridae.
UGUCCCCAAUGUCCCCUCACUGUCCCCUGUGUCCCAGACUUCCAGCGGUGCCAGCGCGCCAUGGCCGCCCGCGGGGCCGAUGCCAGCCCGUGCCAGUGGUAUUUCCGCGUCUACAAAUCGCUGUGCCCCACCUCCUGGGUGACGGCGUGGGACGAGGCCCGUGAGGAGGGGAUCUUCCCCGGCAAGAUCUGAGCGUGCCCAGCGCGGUGACACCGGGGACAGGCCACCGGGAGGGCGGGGACACGGCUGUCACCCCCCUGGGGACAUGGCUGUGACCCCUGGGGACACCUCUGUCACCCUGGGGACACGGCUGUGACACCAGGGACACGGCUGUGACACCAGGGACAGGGCUGUCACCCCUGGGGACACAGCUGUGACACCCCUGGGGACACGGCUGUGACUCUUGGGGACACGGCUGCCACCCCCCUGGGGACAUGGUUGUCCCCCCCAGGGCCACCUCUGUCACCCCCUGGGGACACAGCUGUCACCCCAGGGACACAGCUGUCACCCCCUGGGGACAUCUCUGUCACCCCCCCAGGGGACACGUGGUGGCACCGCCAAUAAAGGGUUAAAAACUGG